AUGGCGCAACUCCUGAAUGCCACACUCCCAGCAAAUGCGGCUGCGGUGAGGCUAAACACCACCUGCGUGGGGUACACCGACGCGGUGACCCUGCAGGCAAAGCUUGAUUCUGCAAGGUUGGGGGAGGUCAUCGUAAUCUGCAGUGACAUCGAGGUUAAUGUAACCCUGGCUGUCAGCGAGGCGGUUACAAUCGUUGGAGCCAACACCACCACCGGAAGGCCCUGCAAGAUCUACAGGAGCCCCUCCACUACAUAUCUUGAACUGUUCGAGAUUGCAGACCUGGUGGGGCCUGUUGUCUUUCAAAACCUGGAGCUCUCAGAUGGCUACGGUUCCCUCUACGGCGGUGCGGUUCAAGUCGGAGACGAAGCCGUGGCCAGCUUUAUCAACGUCGCUUUCACCAACAACUAUGCUCUUUAUUACGGUGGGGCCGUGUAUACUGGAGGGAACACGACCUUCCUCGGAUGCGUCUUCGUCAACAAUACUGCGGAAAGUGCUGGAGGUGCUGUCUACCAGCAUAACCCCUCUGGAGGGGAGACGUUGACUGUGUUGACUGUAAAAGACAGCCUCUUUUACGCUUCCACUGCUGGCAGCUCCGGGGGCGCAAUCUUUUUGCCCGACGUCGGGAAUUUUGUCCUCGUCACGGACAGCGUGUUUGCCGAGAGCGAAGCUACUGAGGAGGGAGGUGCUAUCUACGUGCCCUCUGGAUCCAACGCGACCAUCAUUUAUAACCACUUCAUCAACGGGACGUCAGCGAUCGGAGGCGCAGCCGUUUACAUGCAUGGUUGCGGUCUUUUCGCCGAUAACCUCUUCGAGAACAACCAUGCGCCACGUGGAGGCGCGGUCCACACUUACGGCUCAGCGAGCACGUCCUUCUGCGGCGGGGAUACCUUUACGGCAAACUUGGCGCAAGCGCAGAGCCUGGGCGACAACGUCUACGUCGAGUCGGAGUUCACUAAUGACGUCACGAUUGUCACGUCGUUCUGCCCCGCGAUUCCCGUCGGAAUGGUUAACAGGCGGAGGCCUUUCGACGCCUACGUUAACACAAGCUGCGUCGACUGCAACCCCAGCUUGAUCUGCGAUAAGAACGCGACCGGGAUCCUUACCCCCCGCGGCGUCAACUGCACGUGCAACGCGGGCUUCUACGGCAGCGGCUACGCGUGCUAUCCGCUCGGCUAUAACGCCAGGACCUUCUUCAAUCUGACGGCCACACUGAACGCAACGGUGACCAACAUUAUUGCCAACCUGACCCGUUCUACGACGGCGUCAAAUCGCACCUCGGUCAACGUCACAGCUCUGAUAGCCGGUGUUGUGAUGACGCCCUAA
Molecule: messenger RNA, 1323 nt
Organism: Klebsormidium nitens
Lineage: Eukaryota; Viridiplantae; Streptophyta; Klebsormidiophyceae; Klebsormidiales; Klebsormidiaceae
Source: the annotation of a GenBank genome assembly